AUGUUUUUCACCUUGUUGAAUGCGGUAAAAGCUCUCUUGAACUUCGAGACCAAGGGGCGAGACGAGGAAGCGAGAAAAAUUCGCGGGGAAGACCAUUCCUACAUCAGACGUAACAUUGCAGACCGAGCACCGUGCCCCGGCCUGAAUGCGCUCGCAAAUCAAGGGUACUUGCCGCGAGAUGGCAUGAACAUCACCCUGCCGCGGCUUGAGGCAGCGCUGAUGACGGCGCUGAAGGAGGUCCUGUCACUCUGA
Messenger RNA from Fusarium oxysporum Fo47, 252 nucleotides. RefSeq lists its product as uncharacterized. Gene Ontology annotation, molecular function: peroxidase activity. Lineage: Eukaryota; Fungi; Ascomycota; Sordariomycetes; Hypocreales; Nectriaceae. The coding region runs from base 1 to 252 and encodes 83 amino acids. The transcript is spliced from 2 exons. The record is from RefSeq and is a predicted model, not a curated record.